This is a messenger RNA of Topomyia yanbarensis, 1187 nucleotides long. Its product is annotated as clavesin-1-like. The transcript is spliced from 3 exons. Bases 126 to 1028 code for a protein of 300 amino acids. The record is from RefSeq and is a predicted model, not a curated record. Gene Ontology annotation, molecular function: phosphatidylinositol bisphosphate binding. Gene Ontology annotation, cellular component: membrane. Lineage: Eukaryota; Metazoa; Arthropoda; Insecta; Diptera; Culicidae.
GAGCGUCUGAGAAGGUUCAUCUCGAACUUAAGUGCGUGUGUCUAGUCUAGUCUUGGGCCUUAGAUUCGAACAUUGUUGAACGAAUUUUGUAAAGUGUUCAAUUGUAUCGUGGAUAUAAAUUAAGGAUGUCUCUAAAGUAUGAUGAUAAAAAUCAUCCCUUCAUCGACCUUGGCAAUGGAUUCCAGAUAAUCCUCUUCGAGGACCGGUGCAAACACGGAAAGGAGUUCGAAUCGAAAGCCCGCCUAGCCAUUAACGAAACUCCCGAGAACGUGAAAAACGGGAUGGAGGAAAUUCGUAGAUUGGUGGCAGCUGACGGAAGGUUUAACUUACCCUUCGAAGACGAUUGGUAUGUGAAUACGUACCUGCGAGUGGGUGAGUACGAUCCACAGGAGACGUACAGCAUAUUGCAGGCCACUGGUGCUCAGAAGGCCAAGAACUGGGAGUACUUUGGAAGUGUGGCUUCGAUUCGGCACGUCUUCGAUGAAGGUUUGGUGUGGAUAGUCCCCGAACGGGAUGAAGAUGGGGCUGUGAUUAUUGUGGUGGAAUCAGGAAAAAAAUGGAAUCCAUCUAAAGUGUCACUGGUGCAACUCAACACUGCAGUCAACGCCGUGGUUUCGGUGCUCAUGCAAAGUGAGGAGGCGCAGCUGCACGGCUACAAAAUGAUAUUCGAUGUGGAUGGUCUCUCAAUGACCCAAAUAGUGCAGUUCACUCCACACUCAACUGCCAUCAUGCUGGAUUUGAUGGAUAGAUGUUCACCCAUCAGGGUACUGCACGCACAUACGAUUAAUAACGGAAUGGUGUACAACGUACUGUUUUCGAUCAUGAAACCUUUGAUGUCGAAGAAAAUGCGCGAAAAGCAGAUUAUCCAUGGUCGGAACAGGGCCUCACUGGCUAAGUACAUUAGCCCGAAGGUCUUACCGCCAAGGUACGGGGGAACCUCGAAGGCACCUGAGUACGAUGGUCGCCUCUUGGGAGAUCUAAUGAUGCACUACGAUGAGUGGAUGCAAAGUAUGUACCAAUAUCGAUAGGAAAUGCACAAACACGGCUUCAAGCGGAAAAACAGCAAAGGCGAAUAAUAGUCAUAAUUGUGUAUUUGUCUGUUGUUUGUACAACUCUAGGGCCUUUGUAAUGAGUAAAGGGGUUUUGGAACAAAUAUGUACAGUAAAUUACGUACUAUUGACAGGAAA